GCGCGAAGGGACAAACUCUCAGUCGGCUCUGACGCGCGCGGCGGCUGGAAUCCACCGAAAGUGUGUCGGGUUUUACAUGAACGGUUUAGUGAUGGAUAAGCGGAGUAAACGGCCCAGGGAAGAUGAAGAGUGUGCUGUCGAGGUGAAGCAGGUUUGUGACGGAGAGUUUUGGCGCUGGGACGCCGAUGAAACGGUGGUGUUUCUGCGGAGAGAAGGACUCGAGCAAUGGGAGCAGAAAUUCAGAGAGCACGGCAUAACCGGGCCAGGACUGCCGUACCUCACCGAGGGGCUUUUGGAGAAGAUGGGCAUCUCGCCUCUGGGGUCACGCCUGCAGAUCCUGCACUGCCUUCAGAAGCUCUCAAACGAACCCAUGAAGGUGUUCAACGACCCCAUCCACGGCCACAUCGAGCUGCACCCGCUGCUGCUGCGCUUCAUAGACACGCCUCAGUUCCAGAGGCUGCGCCACAUCAAACAGCUGGGGGGCACGUACCUGGUGUUCCCGGGGGCGUCCCACAACCGCUUCGAGCAUUCGGUCGGGGUGGGCUAUUUGGCGGGAUGUCUAGUCAAGGCUCUGAACGAAAGACAGCCAGAGCUCUUCAUCACCAAGCAGGAUAUCCUCUGUGUGCAGAUCGCUGGCCUGUGCCAUGACCUGGGUCACGGCCCAUUCUCUCAUUUGUUUGAUGGCCUGUUCAUCCCUAAAGUUCGACCUGGUGAGAAGUGGAAGCACGAGACCGCCUCAGUGCAGAUGUUUGACCACCUGGUGAAGGUCAACCAGCUGGAGGCGGUGAUGAUGCAUCAUGGGCUGAGGCUUCCAGACGACCUGGUGUUCAUCAAGGAGCAGAUCGCCGGGCCGCUGGACUCCUCUGUGCUGGACCGCUCGUGGCCGUAUGAGGGCCGACCUCUGGAGAAGUCCUUCCUGUACGAGAUAGUAGCAAACAAACGCAAUGGCAUCGACGUGGACAAGUGGGACUACUUCGCCAGGGAUUGCUAUCACCUGGGGAUCCAGAAUAACUUCGACUACCGGCGCUUCCUCAAGUUUGCUCGCGUGUGUGAAGUGAGAGGAAAGAAGCACAUCUGCACAAGAGACAAGGAAGUUGGCAAUCUCUACGACAUGUUCCACACUCGCAACUGCCUCCAUCGCCGGGCGUAUCAACACAAAGUGGGCAACAUCAUCGAGACCAUGAUCACCGAGGCCUUUGUAAAGGCUGACCCGCACAUCCAGAUCCAGGGCUCUUCCGGCAGGACGUUCACCAUCUCGUCCGCCAUAGAGGACAUGGAGGCCUACAGCAAGCUCACAGAUAACAUCUUUGAGCAGAUCCUGUACUCGUCUGCGCCGGAGCUGUCCGAGGCCCGAGACAUCCUGCACAACAUCGUCUGUAGACGGCUCUACAAGUGUGUGGGUCAGACCACGUCCGAGACGCAUGUGGACGUGUCGCCGGAGAAGCUGCUGGACUGGGCGAAGGAAGUGGCCCGAUCCAAACCCAGCGGCACAGAUGCCAACCUCAUCGCGGAGGACUUCGUCGUCAGUGUCAUUCACAUGGAUUAUGGAAUGAAGGAGAAAAACCCCAUCAACAACGUCCAUUUCUACUGUAAGAACGAUCCCAGCAAAGCCAUCAAGAUCCGCAAGAAACAGGUGUCCAAACUCCUGCCGGAGCAGUUCGCGGAGCAGCUGAUCAGGGUCUUCUGCAAGAAGACGGACGACAAGAGCCUAGAGGCGGCCAAGAAGUACUUCGUCCAGUGGUGCAUGGACAGCAACUUCACUAAACCGCAGGAUGGAGAUGUGAUCGCCCCAGAGCUCACGCCGCUGAAGCGAGACUGGCACACGCUGGAGCAGGACGACAGCGACAGUGACCACAGGGAAGGCAUGCGUCCGGGAACGAGAGAUCAGACGCCCAAGAGGACGGCACGCAAUAUUAAAGUCAACCUUUUUCAAGCUCAGGGAGAACGCAAGCUCUGAAGAACCGGCCGGGAUCUCAAACAGCUUUCAGACGCUCAUUCAAUCAUCCAACGUGUUUUCAAACUUCAGUUCCUCUAUUGAGUUUUAUUUUCUUGUUCUUUAUCAGGGUUUUAAUUCAGGUCAAGCUUUAUCAUGAACGAUCACGUCUCUCUCCACCAUCAUGCUUUGCCACAGAGAGAAAGGUCUUCUGUUAUUUUUUAUUUAUUUAAAAGGUUUUAUUAGGGACUCUCUGAUACUAGUUCAUGUUGUUGAACAGCCACCGCUCAGUUCCACUAUACUGGGUCUUUUCUCAAGUGUGAUGACAGCAUAUAUAGUAUAUAUCUUUAUUUGGGCUGAAUGUUUUUAAUACUUGAAAUACUUUAUAUACCAGUAGUCGGUGGGAUGAACCGUUUGUCCUCAGCGAUAUUUCAUAUGUUCUCAUCUUAUCAAUACAGGGCUUUACUAUGAACCAAAACCUCCAUGAUUGUGUUGUUGAGCUCGGUUAAACUCAUUUAAAUCACAUUUCUUCACCGCACAAUCAUAUCGAGUCAGUUGUGCUGGAAAAUGUUGAGUUGACGAAUGUAGUGACAUAAUGCAUGUUGUGCGGGAGAUUUUUCUGAUGUCGUGUUGAAUCAAUGCAGUCUCAGUGUUCCUGCACAGCGUGUGAAUGAAAGUGUGGUUUUCCAGCAAAAGGAUUAAAACGGCAAUGCAAGGAGAAA
This is a messenger RNA of Pimephales promelas (fathead minnow), 2655 nucleotides long. Lineage: Eukaryota; Metazoa; Chordata; Actinopteri; Cypriniformes; Leuciscidae. The record is from RefSeq and is a predicted model, not a curated record.